This is a messenger RNA of Bufo bufo (common toad), 1707 nucleotides long. It is a transcript of the gene BZW1, whose product is annotated as basic leucine zipper and W2 domains 1. The record is from RefSeq and is a predicted model, not a curated record. Gene Ontology annotation, molecular function: protein binding. Gene Ontology annotation, cellular component: membrane; cytoplasm. Bases 132 to 1388 code for a protein of 418 amino acids. The transcript has 12 exons. NCBI's taxonomy places the organism in Eukaryota, Metazoa, Chordata, Amphibia, Anura, Bufonidae.
GUGACGUGAUCCGGCCUUUCUUUCUCCCAGUCGUCUAGCAGCACUAGUCGGAAGAAGCCUCGUUGUUUGUGUAACUUCCCGCCCCGUCUUUGGCCCGUUUCCUGCCUGCCUUACAUUCGGGCAUCUUUUUUAUGAAUAAUCAAAAGCAACAAAAGCCAACGCUAUCUGGCCAGCGUUUUAAGACCCGAAAAAGAGAUGAAAAGGAGAGGUUUGACCCUACUCAAUUUCAAGACUGCAUUAUUCAAGGCUUAAACGAAACUGGCAACGAUUUGGAAGCAGUAGCAAAGUUUCUUGAUGCUUCAGGAGCAAAGCUCGACUACCGCCGCUAUGCUGAGACCCUCUUUGACAUCCUGGUGGCCGGUGGGAUGCUGGCACCAGGUGGUACUUUGGCCGAUGACGUGAUCCGUACCAAUGUCUGUGUGUUUACUGCACAAGAAGAUCUAGAGACCAUGCAAGCAUUUGCUCAGGUUUUUAACAAGCUAAUCAGACGUUAUAAAUACCUGGAGAAAGGCUUUGAAGACGAGGUCAAGAAGCUGUUGCUGUUUCUGAAAGGUUUUUCAGAGUCUGAGAGGAAUAAGCUGGCCAUGCUCACUGGUAUACUUCUGGCCAACGGGAAUCUUUCUGCAUCCAUUCUCAACAGUCUCUACAAUGAGAACUUGGUUAAAGAAGGUGUGUCAGCAGCAUUUGCAGUAAAACUAUUUAAAUCAUGGAUCAAUGAAAAAGAUAUCAACGCAGUAGCUGGCAGCCUUCGUAAGGUUAACAUGGACAACAGACUUAUGGAACUUUUCCCUGCAAACAAGCAGAGUUUAGAACACUUUACAAAAUAUUUCACUGAUGCGGGACUGAAGGAGCUUGCAGAAUAUGUGAAGAAUCAACAGACCAUUGGUGCUCGCAAGGAGCUUCAGAAAGAACUACAAGAGAUGAUUUCCCGAGGAGAGCCUCUUAAAGAGAUAAGUAUUUACGUAAAAGAAGAAAUGAAGAAAAACAUCUCUGAGCAAACUGUGAUUGGGAUCCUGUGGUCAAGUGUAAUGAGCUGUGUGGAAUGGAAUAAAAAAGAGGAGCUGGUUACAGAGCAAGCCAUCAAACACUUGAAGCAAUACAGCCCUCUCCUUGCUGCCUUUACUACACAAGGUCAGUCCGAGCUGACUUUGCUGCUGAAAAUUCAGGAGUAUUGUUAUGACAACAUUCACUUCAUGAAAUCCUUCCAGAAAAUUGUGGUGCUUUUUUACAAAGCUGAAGUUCUAAGUGAAGAGCCCAUUCUGAAGUGGUACAAAGAUGCACAUAUUGCAAAAGGAAAAAGUGUAUUUCUGGAGCAGAUGAAAAAAUUUGUUGAAUGGCUCAAGAAUGCCGAAGAAGAAUCUGAGUCUGAAAAUGAAGAGGGUGACUAAGUGUUGUCAGAGCAAACACAGGAGCUGUAGAUAAAAAAAAAAACUCGUUCAAUUAUGUGUCUUUCUGGUUAUUACAUCCUACCUCCUGUAUCAAGCAUGAUAUAAGGGCUUUCAUCACUCACAUUUAUUUCCCCCCCUUUUUUUGGUCAACAUGUUUUUAGUUUUAAUAACCAUGUUUUAAAUAGCAAUGCUAUGAAUCCAUGACUCAAAUUUUUGUUACCCUCUACCUCCUGUAUUUUCUACUGUAAUGUAAUUUAAGGCCUUUAAAAAUUUAACAAUUCGUUUUAUCCCCUGGUUUUCUAUUAAAGUUUAAAAUGGC